AUGUGUUCGGCUUUCAAUUUCCCUCAUCCGACUACUACAGCCGAUGAUCUCGAGAACCUUUAUAAUAUGUAUGGGGUUGACCGUUCUGUCGUCGUCGACUUGGUCGGCACGCAUGAGACUCCUGAAACCGUGAGAGAAGGCUACUACAUAGCCUAUCUUUCCUUCUUUCAUUCCUGCGGUCUUACCUUCCCGAUCCCGGAGCCAAUACUCAAGGCUAGGGAGGAGGGUCUUGCUUUUGGUCUUAGCGAGUUUCGUCAGCUCGUUCUGGUGAAGCGGAAUAAGCAGAACCCUGGUACUUUCCUCGUGUUUCCGCGCCCAGGUCGUCACGUCAUCGAGGACAUCCCUUAUCGCGAAGAGAAGUUGCACGAGCAAUUUUUUGUUUUCAAGAUGGAUCGAGCGUCUAUGGGUGACUUUGACUUCUCCCAGCUUCCCCGGCGUUGGACCGAGAAUAUCGUGCCUUCUGGAAGCUCCUCAAUGUCAGAUGAGAUCCGCGAUCUGAUGAGGGAGGUCGUAGCGACUCCUUCUGUUCAGACCCAGUCUUCAGAUCGGCAAACUAGACAGCUUGUGAAGAGAUCGUCGUUUCGAACUUCUGGGUUUGCAUCGAGUUGCCGAGCUUCCGUAAAAUCUCCCUUGAUCUCGAUUCAUGAUUCCGACGACGACGAUGUUUCAGGAGAGACUGGACCUCCUGUCUUGUUGAAUCUUGGCUCAGAAGACGAGCCCGUGGCGGCGAAUUGUAAGCUACGUCGGUCAUCGGAAGGUGACUUGCCCGGUCUGUCUCGUCCUAUGUUUAUUUCUGAGGGAGAUGGUUCUUCGUUUGCGGCCCAAAGCGACUUAAUUUCCCUCGCUGGUCGCAUGAGGUCCGCGGGUUGUCGUCUCCCAUCUCUCGCUUCCUCAGUCGAGAGGGAAGCCAAUGCCAAGGUUGCUGUGGCGAGCUCUAAGGUGAUGGAAGCUUUUAAUGAGUAUGUCGUGACGAUGGAGGAUCAUGUCGUGACGAUGGAGGAUCAUGUCGUGGCUUCUCGGAAUGACAAGAAAAUCGAGAGUAUUGGUUUUGAGAUUAAGAGGCUUUCGGAGGAGCUCGAAGCCACCAAGCGAGAAGGGAAGAAGGAUGCCGAGAAGAUCGAAGCUUUGACUGAAGACAGGAUGCCGAGAAGAUCGAAGCUUUGA
This is a messenger RNA of Brassica napus (rape), 1164 nucleotides long. RefSeq lists its product as uncharacterized. The transcript has 5 exons. The record is from RefSeq and is a predicted model, not a curated record. Lineage: Eukaryota; Viridiplantae; Streptophyta; Magnoliopsida; Brassicales; Brassicaceae. Bases 1 to 1164 code for a protein of 387 amino acids.